This is a messenger RNA of Macrosteles quadrilineatus (aster leafhopper), 903 nucleotides long. RefSeq names its product ubiquitin-conjugating enzyme E2 Z-like. NCBI's taxonomy places the organism in Eukaryota, Metazoa, Arthropoda, Insecta, Hemiptera, Cicadellidae. The coding region runs from base 1 to 813 and encodes 270 amino acids. The record is from RefSeq and is a predicted model, not a curated record. Gene Ontology annotation, biological process: negative regulation of apoptotic process. Gene Ontology annotation, molecular function: cysteine-type endopeptidase inhibitor activity; ubiquitin conjugating enzyme activity. Gene Ontology annotation, cellular component: nucleus. The transcript has a single exon.
AUGGAUUGGGACCCGUUUAAUCGAAGAAAACAAAACACUCCUACAGAGGCCAAUCCGUCUCUGAACUUGAGAAGAAUCAAGCGUGACAUUACCACGAUACUCAACGACCCACCUCGAGGAGUCACUGCAGUAGUUGACGAGGACGACAUGAACUACCUCCAUUGUUUGAUCAAAGGCACUGAAAACACCCCUUACGACGGGGGUUUCUUCUACUUUAUCGUCUUUUUCCCUCCGAACUACCCUUUUGAACCUCCGAAAGUGAAGUUGAUGACCACGGGUGGAGGAACAGUCAGAUUCAACCCCAACCUCUACAGCAGUGGUAAAGUCUGCCUCAGCAUCUUAGGUACGUGGAGUGGUCCAGGGUGGACUCCCGCUCAGAAUAUAUCAAGCGUUCUCGUCACCAUCCAGAGUAUCAUGAACGAGAAUCCGUUGUACAACGAGCCCGGGUACCGACAGGACAAACACCCAAGGGAAGCGGACAAGUACAACGUAUACAUACAAUAUGUAACCUUCAGAGUCGCAGUUGUAGGAAUGUUGGACAACGACUACUCAAUCAACCUUCCACAACACCUACGUCAAGUUAUGGAGAAGGACUUUCUCAACAACUAUGAGUUAUAUGACAGCACAGUCACACAAAGAUGCUGUCAUAAUGGAAUGUUAGAAUGUCGCUUUAUUCGCAACUCAGUAAAUAUUAACUACAACAAGAUAAAACGUAGAAUGAAGAAUAUUCGUGAAAGACUUAAUGUUAAGUACGCUGUGAGCAUUGCUGUGUAUAAAAAUCCAGAAAUCAUAGUUAUAGAUGAUUCUGACUAACUAUUAAAAACUUUGUGUGAAUAAAGGCUAAUGAAAAUUGAAACUUUUGCAAAUACCCACUAGAGAUUAUGUAUUUUUGUGUUUUAUCAU